This is a messenger RNA of Lepisosteus oculatus (spotted gar), 4583 nucleotides long. RefSeq names its product histone H4 transcription factor (gene hinfp). NCBI's taxonomy places the organism in Eukaryota, Metazoa, Chordata, Actinopteri, Semionotiformes, Lepisosteidae. The record is from RefSeq and is a predicted model, not a curated record.
UUAGCAUCUGAUAUUUAGUUUGGCUUUCCCUUUUCAAUUAUGUGAUUUUAUAUCACGUAAACGUUUUUCUUAGAGAUUGCAUAGUGGUCAAAAGUGCUUUCCGUUGUACCUAAAUGCCCUCACGAUAAUAUUGAGUUACUUAUAACUCUGGCGAGGGUCUGACACGAUUUAAAAGUUAAACUUCCUUCUGUUGUAUAAAAUAAUGUUUAUUAGCAUUAAGAGAGGGGUUUCUCGAUUGUUGAAUGCAAACGUGCAUAUCGCCGUGUUGAAAUGAGUCAUUCAUGCCGGCCCAGAUGUGAUGGCUCCUGGAAAGCGUGCGAGGAGGGAAGAGGUGCAGUUGGGCUGUGAGUGGGGACCGUGCCAGGCCACUUUCACCAGGAUGGAGGAAUUCUGUCAGCAUGUGGGGGAACAUCUGGAAUCUCUGCAGCUGGAGGCCGAGGAGAGCGAGAUGCUGGAGGAGCGCAGCUGUCUGUGGCGGGACUGUGGGUUCUGCUCGCUGGAAAACCCCACGGAGCUGGUGAGGCACAUCUAUUUCCACUGCUACCACACCAAGCUGAAGCAGUGGGGCCAGAGCAUCCUGAAGAGCCAGCCCGACCUGGGCACUUGCACCCUGGACCUGCAGAACCGCAACAUCGUCCCCGAGAUCCUGGAUAAAUUCCUGUGCCAGUGGGAGCACUGUGAGCAGGCCUCCUUUGAGAACCCGGAAUGGUUCUACCGCCAUGUGGAAAUGCACGGCCUGUGUAUGGAGCUCAAGUCCACCAGCAAGGAGGAGCCUGUGCUGCGCUGUGGGUGGAAAGAGUGCGAGGCGACCUUCAAGGGCCGGUUCAAACUGCGAGAGCAUCUGCGCAGCCACACCCAGGAGAAGGUGGUGGCCUGCCCCACCUGCGGGGGCAUGUUCGCCAACAACACCAAGUUCUUCGACCACAUCCGCCGGCAGACCACCAUCGAGGGCCAGCGGUUUCAGUGCUCUCACUGCUCCAAGCGCUUUGCCACAGAGAGGCUCCUUCGGGACCACAUGAGGAACCACGUGAACCAUUACAAGUGUCCCUUGUGUGAGAUGACCUGCCCGUCCCCCUCUUCCCUCAGAAACCACAUCAAGUUCAGGCACAGCAACGAGAAGCCCUACAGCUGCGAGUACUGCGAGUACAGCUGUAAGAACCUGAUCGACCUGCGGAGGCACCUGGACACCCACAGUAGCGAUCCGGCCUACCGCUGCGAGUUUCUGGACUGCAGCUUCGCCACGCGCUCUCUGCACUCCAUCAAGUCGCACUACCGGAGAGUGCAUGAGGGAGAUCUGACGCCGCGGUACAAGUGCCACGUGUGUGAGAAGUGUUUCACCAGGGGGAACAACCUCACCUCCCACCUCCGGAAGAAACACCAGUUCAAAUGGCCGUCGGGGCAUCCCAGAUUCAGGUACAAGGAGCACGAGGACGGCUUCAUGCGCCUGCAGCUGAUCCGCUACGAGAGCGUGGAGCUGACCGAGCAGCUGAUGAAGGAGAGGCUGGCGGCGGGGGAGGGCGCGCGAGCGGACUGCCUGGAGCUGGGGCCGGAACCGGGGGAUGCCGGCGCCCCGGAUGGGUCCAACAAGGGAUCUGAGGGCGGGGAAGCGCCGGGGGUGAAGGUGGCAGGUGCGAGAGGGAUGGUGCUGGAGAACGGAGCAGGAGGAAGACCGGAUGACGGAGGGGCACAGGGGGAGGCGUUGAGUACCGUCAUCCGGGUGGAGAACAGGACCAACGAGAUGGGCGAGAGUGAAACGGUCUAUUACGUGCUGACCAGCAGCAGCAGCCCCUCGCAGGCCCCCGAGACGGAGGGGGCAGGGCGACGGGGCGAGGAGGACGGGGGCAGCGUCAUGCUGCAGCUGCAGGACACGGCGCAGCAUCUGGGCAUGGAGGUGGUGUAGCGGGCCCGGGGGGGGGAACAGGCUUCGCGUCAAACCUCCGGCACGGAGAGGAGCCGUCACGCGCUGCGCCGUGGGCGCUCCCACCGGACUCGGACAAGACGGGGACGGGGGGGGAGAACAGGAGGCAUCUCGCUUGUCCGCCAUGAUGCACAGGCCAUGUCUCUGGCCGGUUUAUUCGCUUUCGUUUGUGGGCUUUCCAGGAAGAGAUUCGCCUUUCAGUGAUGCUGGGGGCACAUUUUCAGGCAAGGAAUAUACAGGACGAUGCAGAAGUGCAUUGUUUUAAAGUGAAGCUGCAUGCUUGUUCUGGGUUUUCUUGUAAGUUGUAUGAGUUAUGAGCUUUUUAUUUUAUUUUUUUUACUUUUUACUUGGACUGGAUGUUAAUUUUGAUUUUUUUUUUCAGUUAUAUAAAGCUGUUUUUUUUUUUUAAAUUAAGGUCUUGAAUGUGAACAUCCUGACACACAAGGGUGAGUAGGAUGUGUGUCCAUAUCGGUACCAUAUUGCUCGGGACCACUUGUUGGUACUCUGACAAUCAGCCCCUGUGUUGGCUGGUAGAGUUAGUCUUGGUCUCCAGACAGUGUCACUGGGACCAAAGCAGCCCUGCUCAUGUCUCACAGCUGAGGACCCUGUGACCGCACACAGGGGGGAAAGUGUAGGCAGACCCCUCCCAGCCUCAUGCAAGUCACUUGUCUUAACACCUUGCAGGCUGCUCAGUACAGUCCCCUACUGGGGAAUCAUCACUUGACUGAUGGCUCUGCAUGCCUGCAAGCUCCCAGGUGGCCACAGGGGGCAGUGUCACCAAAAGCUGAGUAAUCCCACCCAUGGCUUUGACACUCGGCUGAUCCCGGUAGGUACCACCUAGUGACACGUCCCAGGUCGUAACCCCGCGAUCGUAGAGCCCAACCUGACCUGGGACCAGCCCCUCGGGAAGCCCCAAAGAACGUUUUUUGAUAAAAGCGAUUUGGAGUAUUAAGCAACUAUCCAUUAAAUCCAUCCUUCUGAAAAAUCCAUUGAAUGAGUUACUGUUAGUGGAAGUAGUUAGGGAAGUGGUGUUGCAGUGUUGAACAGUUAGGACUCAAGGUGGUGGGUUCAAAUCCCAGGUGAGACACUGCUGUUGUAUCCUUGAGCGAGAUCCUUCACCCAGAUUGCUCCAGGAACAUACCCAGCUGUAUAAAUGAUGACAAAUGUAAGUUGGCAUCAGCCCAGUAAAUAUAGAACAAUGACAACUGCCAUUAUACCACUGGCCAUACACUGGUGUAGAAUGAUGUUCCUGUUGAAUAGAAGGAGUUUUGGACUUUGGAAGUUGCUGUGUUUAUGUGAACAAUUUUUUUUAAUGUGCUUUCUACUGUACUGCCUGUGCUUCUUCAGGGAAGGAGAAUGAUAUAUUUUUUUUAUGUCUCUUUUGACAUAAACCUGCACAUUGUCAUUGAACUUGAAGUCUGCAUGGCAGUUUAACAGCGGCUACACACUAAGGCAGCUGUGUCCUUCGUACUCUGCAUCCCUGUGAAUCCUGAUUAGUGGUGGGUGAAACAGCUGCAUUUUCAUGGAGUUUCCUUACUGAUUUAUUUUUGCAUGCCAUUAGUGUUUCGGGGAAAAAAUAUAUAUUUUAUGCCACAUGAGUUUAGAAAUGUGAAAAGCUUAAGAUGAAAUUUGUAUAGGUUAUAUUACCCUUGGUUUUUAAUUAAAAAAAAAAAUCUUAUUAACCUGAAUGCAUAUUAAUUGUUGUCUUUCUGACAGUCUCUUGUAAAUUUCCUAUGAAAUUUCUAUUUGAGUUUUGGACUAAUGGAAAGCCCAAUGAUCUGCACUAUGGCUUGCAUUCCAGACUGCCUGACAUCCUGCGAACCAUUAGAGGGCACUAUUGUGCUGCAGCACUGUACCCUAUCACGAGUACUAAUAAAGCCAGGUCACUGGCUGGAUUCAGUAUGCAGUGGUAGUCAGGUUGCUGAAAAGAUGGAGAUUUCUUCUGUCUGGGUCAAGGAUUGCUAAAAUGCUUCAGUGUGCUUCCCCAAGAGGUUUAGAGUGGAUUAUGGGUGGGCAAUGAUUCCUUUAGUUUUAAUGGUCUUAUACCCAUGUCUUGACUUAUUAACAUAGUCCGUUCCUCGGACAUGAAGGUGCAAAUUUGUAAAACAAAAAUGCAAUUCCUAUUAGUUUUCAUGCACAGCUUUCUGAUUCUUUCCAGUGGCCUAGACAGUCGUCCAGUAUUAUUUUUAUCCUAACAGCACUGAAUUGUCAAAGUACUGCAAGAACACUAUUGUUAGUGCUUGUUUGUCCUGUUUGCCCUAAUACAGUAGGCAAGAGUAAUGUCUCCACUGUCUAAGCACACAGAUGCAUUGAGGACAUGUGGCGGGGGAGGUCUCGCUCUGAGGGUAUAGUGUCUUCCAUUUGGCUGUGAUGGACGUGCUGUUGUUGUAGCACAAAUUCUCUUUGCAGCUGCACCAAACGGGCGUCGCAGUGCGCUCUAGGCGGGUGUUUGUAAGUCGAGGGGCGGGUGGACAGUGAACGAGCUGCAGCCAGCAGGAAAAGCGGACCUGUAAAAACAGCAGCUCUGAUCCUCGGAGAGCCCCGCAAGUGAGCAGUGGUUGAGCGACACAUGACACCUGGGCCAGGAGCUUCUGUUUUCUUUUCUUUGCAAUGUAAAAUGUUGUUUUGCAACGCAGUAUUACUACAUAUAAAAUUGGUCAGUGUA